Molecule: messenger RNA, 1369 nt
Organism: Tachysurus vachellii
Lineage: Eukaryota; Metazoa; Chordata; Actinopteri; Siluriformes; Bagridae
Gene: gpr26
Product: G protein-coupled receptor 26
Exons: 3
Coding region: 86-1129 (347 amino acids)
Biological process (GO): adenylate cyclase-activating G protein-coupled receptor signaling pathway
Cellular component (GO): membrane
Molecular function (GO): G protein-coupled receptor activity
Source: RefSeq, a predicted model, not a curated record
UGCCUCGUGCCUGAUACAAAAUGCCCUCACACCGUUUCGCAGUGGAAAGCAUCAGGCUCACCUGCUCUGACUUCUGAGUGGCGUCAUGAACUUGGCAGACGUGCUCGCGUGCAUCGCGGUGCUCGCUGUCCUCGCGGUCUCGCUGCUGUCCAACGCGCUCGUGCUGAUCUGCUUUGCGUGCAGCCCCGAGAUCAGGAAGCGCGCGGCGGGCCUUUUCACGCUCAACCUGGCCACGUGCAACCUGCUGCUUACCGUCACCAACAUGCCUCUCACGUUGCUGGCGCUCGCAGGCCACGAGGAGCCGGGAGGUAACGGGCUGUGUCGCGCGGCCGCCUUCCUCGAGACUUUUCUGAGCGCCAACGCCAUGCUCACCGUGGCCGCGCUUAGCGUGGACGGCUGGAUGGCGGUGGUCUUCCCUCUUAGCUACCGCUCCAGGAUGCGCCACCGGGAUGCCAUGCUGGCGCUCACCUACGCGUGGGCGCACUCCGCGUGCUUCGCGGCGGCCGCAGCGUGCCUCUCCUGGCUCGGCUACCACAGCCUCUACGCGUCGUGCACGAUGCGUUCCACCUCCACCUCCAGCGUUCCGUUCGCCGCGUUCACGGUGGCCUUCCACGCGCUCACUUUCCUGCUGUCGCUCGUGGUGCUGUGCGUCGCCUACCUCAAAGUUCUCCGAGUCGCGCGCUUCCACUGCAAGCGCAUUGACGUGAUCACCAUGCAGACCCUCGUGCUGCUCGUGGACAUUCACCCCAGUGUUCGACAGCGAUGCCUGGAGGAACAGAGGAGGCGACGGCAGCGAGCAGCCAGAAAGAUCAGCACGUUCAUUGGCACAUUUGUGCUUUGCUUCACACCCUAUGUAAUCACAAGGCUUCUGGAACUUUGGCCUGCAGUUCCUAUAAACCAGCACUGGGGGGUGCUGUGUAAAUGUCUGGCCUACAGUAAAGCAGCAUGCGACCCCUUUGUCUACUCCCUGCUCCGGCACCAGUACCGCAAAGCCUGCACUGACAUCAUCAACCGGAUCCUAAAACGCAGAUCUAUGAACUCGGCAGACGAAUGGCAGCGAGCACACGGGCCCAACACCGUGGUUCAGGCCAUGGAGCUUCCAGGAACGCUGAAGGAAUGUACAGCAUAAAAAACCCAAAAGAUGUUGGUGUAAAGACGACGAGGAGCUUCUACACACAAGGAACAUGAUGAUUCCUCUCGACUUGCGGAUCCUACCAAAAGCAUUCACUGGAGAAUCAAACACUGUUCUUUAGAAGAUGAUUCGGUUGAGUUUUUUAGCAGAAACUUUGGAGAUCUCAGGUUUCUACAAUGUUCAGAAGAGUUCUGGAGAGUCGAGAUUUUGACAUACUAUUAUGAAGGUUUCAGAUGU